Messenger RNA from Fukomys damarensis (Damara mole-rat), 2553 nucleotides. RefSeq names its product transmembrane protein 250 (gene Tmem250). The record is from RefSeq and is a predicted model, not a curated record. The transcript has 2 exons. Bases 579 to 1046 code for a protein of 155 amino acids. Lineage: Eukaryota; Metazoa; Chordata; Mammalia; Rodentia; Bathyergidae.
AUGCUGGAGCAGCACCCACCGGGCGACCCCAGCUGCCCGGCGUCUACUGCUGCCAGGCGCUCGCGUUGCGCCGGGAUGAGGGCGUUAGGUGUCUCCGUGGCACGGACCGCGGGCUCGGCCCACGCUACCACCUUGUCGAACGGCCUUUUGCUCAGACCUCCGUCGGGAGGGGGAACUGGACUGAAGUCCUGAAGGCCAGAGCGCUUGGCCACGUCCCCUCCCCCAUACUGUUACUAACUUUCCUUCAAUCUUAUUAAUCCUGAACACUCCCUUUUUUUUCCAUCCAUACAUCACUGGCCAGCUGGAAAUGGCACUCACCGGGUGAAAACAGAUGCUACGUGCUGUUUCUCUGUGGCUUGAGUCUGGAGGGCUGCCGUCCCGUGGCAAACGGACUGUCCCUGACACCUAGCCCAGUUCCUUGCCAGGGCACCCCAGUGGGUGUCCCCCAUUGAGGCAGACUCGGGAGUGCAGAGCAGGAGCCGUCGGGGAGGGGGCCAGCAGGCUGCCACCUACCCCAAGCCCCAGCUGUCAUCUCCCAGGCCUAGGUGCCCACGACACCUAGGCUCACCGUCGCCUGGAUGCUGCACAGCCACUGUGAGCUGGCGCCGCUGCUGCCGCUGGGUCCGAUGCCGGUGAUACCCAUCCCUCGGCGGGUGCGCUCCUUCCAUGGCCCGCACACCACCUGCCUGCAUGCCGCCUGUGGGCCUGUGCGUGCCUCCCACCUGGUGCGUACCAAGUACAACAACUUCGAUGUGUACGUGAAGACGCGCUGGCUGUACGGUUUCAUCCGCUUCCUGCUGUACUUCAGCUGCAGCCUGUUCACUGCGGGACUCUGGGGCGCGCUGGCGGUGCUCUUCUGCCUGCAGUACCUGGGCCUUCGUGUGCUACUGCGCUUCCAGCUGAAGCUGUCUGUGCUGCUCCUGCUGCUGGGCCGCCGGCGCGUGGACUUCCACCUCAUGAACGAGCUGCUCAUCCGUGGCAUCCACGUGACUCUGCUGCUGGUCGGGGGCCUCGGCUGGUGCUUCAUGGUCUUUGUGGACAUGUGAGGGGCCGCAGGCCGGUGCCAGGCUUGCUCAGCUGUGUCCAGACACAGUUCCAUUGGCGUGGGGCUGGGUGUCUGCCCCAUCGGCAGUCAGGCUGGCGUCACACGUUCCCAUUCAGAAGCCGAAAGGACUGAGACUACACCAUCCGUGUGUCCAUCCCACCCUCCGACCGCUCCCCGCUGAUGCUCUGGGGCCUCCUGCCCACCGUGCUUGUUCAGUUGUCCUGCGGGGUGGCUCCUCUGUCCUACCUGUGCUCUGAGACCGGUGGACAGGGAGUGGGUACAGGAACAGAUCUGGAGAGGUUUCUUCAUGGCACACCCCCUUCCUGUGCGCCCCUGGUCUCAACCACAGCCUCAGGGAUGGUCAGGCUCCACUAGUGACACCACACUGCCGCGUGCGUUCUGGCCCAGCCACAGACACCCUCCUUUGUCUGUCACCCCAAGGGGGCUGUGUGGGUCCUGAAUCCCAGGCUGUGUCUCAGAGCUGCUGCAGUUUGCUGCAGGGCCAGCCCAAGCAGGGGAGGUAGCCAGGUGCCAACCGCAUGCAAGCAGCUCUGUUGCCUUCACCUGGGGCAGAUCUCAAGGAGUUGAGCCUGUGCUGUGAAUGGCUGAAAAUGCGGGCUUCCAAGGAGUGCCUCUUCCUAACUCCUGGGGCAGUUCUGGGGUCUCUGUGAGAGCAUCCAGGGUUAGACCUGGCUGCCUAGAGGGAUGUCAGGUUCAGACAGGCCUGCCCCGGAAAUUCUGGGCAUUCUGAAGGUGCCUUCCAGGUGCCGCAUGCAGCAGGCAUCUGGGAGGGCUGCUGGCCUCUGUCCACUGCUACAGCAUCCUGGGUAGGGACCCCUUGCUCCAGCCCCAGGAGGAUGAGGUUAUGGUGCUGUGGCGGCCAGCACAGCUUACUGGUGAGGGGCUCUGGUUCAUAGCGCCAGAGUGGGGAUGAGGCCAGUGGGAGAAUGACUAGUUGGCCAGCCUUUGCUUUACCUCGAAUAGUUUUCCCCAUACCUAGGCACGGAUCAUGUCCCUUUGACCCUGCCUGCCAGGCAGACCAGAGCCAGGGAAUCGGGACAGAUUCAUCCACUGAAGAGAAACUUAGAAAAUUGCCAACCAGGUGGGACAGCAAGGCCUACUGGCUGAAAAGUGCUCCUGUUUCCAGCUAGCUUUGAGCUUGGCCUCCUGACGGGAGGGCUCUGCCCCAGAGUGCCUGUGUAGUUUCCCCCAGGGGACAGGUGGGGCACUCCCGGGAGGACCCACUUCUCGCUGCCGAGAAUCUUUUGCACUAACUCCUGCUCUUUCCUCAAAGCAGCUUUGUUUUGUGUUAGUUGACUGGUUACUCAGCGCUGCCAGAGCCCCCUUGUGUGGGGCCAGUGGGGAGGGAUCUGGCUGGGCCACCUUGGGUGUGGAUAGGACCUUGUCAUGCUGCACACCCUGCUGCCUGUGUCCUGAGUGCCUGUUCAAUUCUUUACGAGAUGAAACUCCUGCAUUAAACCUAUUUUUUUAACAUGUCGAUCAAGUGA